AUGCAAUUUUCUGUUAUAAUUAAAGUCCUAAAUUCAGAGGAAAUAAUUGGUGGAUAUAAUCCGUUAGAUUGGUGUAGUGUAGAAUUAAUUAACGAUGGAAAUAGAACACUACCGUCUAAUAUUUAUCAUAAUUAUAGAUGUGAAACGUCAAAAAGUUUUAUAUUUUCAUUACUUUCAUCUUCGAAAGGAGCAAUUUCUCGAUUUAGUCAUAUCUCUACUGAAAA
This is a messenger RNA of Racocetra persica, 224 nucleotides long. The record is from the annotation of a GenBank genome assembly. NCBI's taxonomy places the organism in Eukaryota, Fungi, Glomeromycota, Glomeromycetes, Diversisporales, Gigasporaceae.